AUGCUCAAUCAAGAACACCCAGAAGAGAUCUCCACUGUCGUCCCUGCCAUGAGAAAUCUGAAAACCAUGCUCUUUUAUGGUGUGAUCUAUUUGUUCUUAAAUGAGCAGUUUCCCAUUAGUCACAUUGGAAGCCAGGAGUACAUAGACCAUCCAAUGGGAGUAGUCUACCGGCUUCUAUAUCUUGUGCCAGCAUUUAUUGGAUUUAGGUGGCGUUUCUACAUAGGCUGGCUCUUAGCAGAAAGUUCUGCCAUGUCACUUGGCUUGGGUGCAUACCCAUUUUACACUGAUCCUAGACCUGGUCUAGGCCCAACCAAAUCAGCACCAGAGAAAAAUGGAGCAGUUACAGGGAGUGAAACAGAUCAGAUUGAGCAAAUACACCGAGAUACCCACAGGUACCUUAUAUAUAAUAUAGAAGUAUCUGUACAUGCAGUCUCUGAAUUUUUAAAAUGCCUAAAGGAGCUGUCACAAAUUUUAUCACAAUUCUAACAGUAGGAACUGCCACCAAAUUGAGUGAAACCUAAAAAUAAUUAGGAAUACUCAGAACAUUAAAAAGAAGGUAGUUAUAACAUAGCAAAUGCAAAAGAAGGCACAGAUGGACAAACUUCAUUAAGAUUAAAAUUGAUUGCAAUUGGGUUUUUGAAAAUUUGGUAGCUUAACCAUUUUCAAAGUUCAUUUUUGUUGUUUCCAACCUUUGAUUUAAUGCUUUAGGAGAGAUGCUUGUUUGAUGCAAAGCUGUGAUUUUGUCAUUUAUAAGUCAAGGUCCUUAGCAAAAAAAAUAUGCCUUAUUGGCAAUAUGAACCCAAUGAACUACGUAUAGACAGCUGUGACACAGCUCCUUUAAACUACAGUGAAAAUUAAAAGGUCCAGGCCUCUUCUUCGAAGAGAUAACCAUGUGCCACUAACCUGCAAUGAAGCAGGGGUUUUUUUUUUGUUUGUUCGUUUGUUUUUUUUUGGGGGGGGAAGGGAAUAAAAAGCCUUUUCCCCUCAUCUCCCAAACAAAAAAAGAAAGACUGCCUGAUCACAGGGCAGGUUAACAGAUGCCACUGAAUCUUCCCUUUUUUGGUGGUUAUGCUUUUUGAAGGUUUGCAUGAUCAGUUCUAAUAAUUUGAAAAUAACGAUACAGUAGAAUUUUUUUUCCAAACUCCUGAUAAAUCAAAUCUAUUGACUUUACCCCAUUUGGAUUCCCUUGUAUUUAACCUCCCAUAAGUGACAACGUCAAGUGCAAAGAUUUACUGGUUGCUUGUGAAUUUUUUCUGUUGUAGGGAACUUCUAAGUUAUGAUUAAUAUGCAUAGUUCCAUGUUGUUUUUCAAAUUUCUUUGGAUACUUUGAGAAGAGUAGUGCAUGCAGUGAGCAUAGAGAUCAGAUCAUGAGUCAAGUAGUCAGUUACAAGGCGUUUAAAACAAUGGAAAUUAUGAAACCAUCACCCCAAAAAGUGAUCACAGCCACUUAGAAGAGGUGGUUAUUUAUGAAAGGUUUCAACAAUAGGGCUUUAACUAGGAAUAAAAAUUAUUAUUAUUAGUUCAAAGUUGUUUAGAUAGCUGAUCACUUAUGGGAGGUGGUUGCUUACGAGAGUUACCUGGUUACAUAUAAAUUGUAGGCAGGUUCUUUUGGAACAAAAGAAAUUUCAUGUACAUGUAUGUUCUCUACAAGAGCUAAUGGUCGCUGACAGACAUCUCAUUUCCAACUUUGGAUGGCAGUGCUUUCCAGAGCAUUGUAAGAUUACCGUAAUCUUUUGUAAAUUACAUAAUACCUUAGAAUAGUCUCUUCAUGUGUAGACAUGUACUGUUCACUCACGUUGUUACAUCUCGUCCUAGCUUUGAGACAAUUCACAACAUAAAAAUCUUUGAAGUGGAGUUUUCACCAUCCAUGGCAAAUACAAUGAAAAACUGGAACCUGACUAUUCAGUGGUGGAUGUCCAACUUUGUUCACAGAAAACUUCCCUUUAAGAACAGAAAUUUAAGGUAGGAGAAAUUUUUUUGCUUUCGGUUUAUUACAUUAAUUUUAUAUGGCUAUAAUCCAAAAGAAGUUCAGGUGUAGAAUUAUUAGUAUGGCCCAUAUUCGUUGCAUUGUAUAUUAAAAUUUUAACAUGGCUCCUAGCUUUCUGGUCGGCCGUAUUUCUACAUUUGGUCUCGUUUCCUUUGUGCUGAAAGUUUAUAAUUCUGCCCAUAAAGCCUUGGAGUCAUUUUAGAAUUUUAGUAUAUAAUUUAUCAAACAUUGGUCAUCAUUUAAACCAUUAUCAAAAGGUUUAGAAAUGAUCUCAUGCAUUCACAAAUUAGUACUCAUGCCUCUGGGUUCAUCCUGCAAUCAACUAUGUCUGUCGGCUACAGCCACAGUACAUGCAUUAAUUUGUUUAUCAGCUCAUGACAGUGAUUAAUGAUACAUCAUUUUUUGUUUUGCAAAUCAGGGCAUUAAUUCAGGAGUAUUAAUUAUUAAUACUUAUUAAUGCCCUGAUUUGCAAAAUGUUAAAGCUGCAUGUACUUGUGUGAGACAAGUUUUUGUUUGUUGUUUGUUUUCUCUAAGCCCUACAUAGCGUGCAUGAUUAUAGCUUUUGAUAUCACAUACGUGUAACUUCGUAAGACAUGUCAUAAGGUUUGUUUUAAGAAAUUUAAAAUAAAAUUUUUGCUUGAGAUGUUGUUUUUUGUUUGUCUAGAAUGUUUAUCACCCUACUUGUAAGUGCAUUCUGGCAUGGUGUUGCUCCUGGAUAUUAUCUCACCUUCCUUAUGGUGCCCUUUGUUGUCAUUGCGGAGGUACGCAUGGCAAAAGCCAUCAAACCUUACCUGUCACCAAAGCUGUGUUACUACUAUGACUGGUUGAGCUGGUUUUGCCACUAUCGUUCCAUGGAGUACCUUGGGUGCGGAUUUAUGCUCCUUCAACUUGAGCCUUGCAUAGCAGCAUGGAAAAGUGUUAACUAUAUUGGACAUAUUUUUAUUGUAAUAUUUAUUUUACUUCCUAUGUUUAUUCCUAAGAAGCAUGUCAGUGAUACAGAACCAAAAAAGAUGUCUUAAACAUGAAUGUUGUAUUUAACUGUAUAGAUUUAUUAAUUUCAAUAUACAUACUUAUAAUUCAUUUAAUUGAAUUUUGACAAUCAAAGUCAGGUUGAGAGACUAGUGUAUGGAACAUUAAUAAAAUGGCUCAAUCAACAGAACAGAGUAUGUGAAUGUAGCAAUGAAGUCAAAAGCACUGCUGAAUUUAGUAUGUAUAUUGAAAAUGUUCUUAAAAUACCUCAAGUGUUAAACAUUCAAAACUUCAAUAUUUGAAGUACAAUAAAGUACUAAGAUAUUUUAUUAUAUU
Molecule: messenger RNA, 3292 nt
Organism: Porites evermanni
Lineage: Eukaryota; Metazoa; Cnidaria; Anthozoa; Scleractinia; Poritidae
Source: the annotation of a GenBank genome assembly